Messenger RNA from Fraxinus pennsylvanica, 603 nucleotides. Lineage: Eukaryota; Viridiplantae; Streptophyta; Magnoliopsida; Lamiales; Oleaceae. The record is from the annotation of a GenBank genome assembly.
AUGAAAAGUGACGUAUGUGCAUCGACUUCACUAAUCUCAACAAAGUAUGUCCUAAGGAUAGCUACCCCUUACAGCGGAUUGAUAACCUCGUGGACAGAAUGUCGGGCCAUAAAUUGUACAAUUUUCUUGAUGCGUUUUCGGGUUAUCAUCAGAAUCCUCAAGGCUGAGGAAGAUCAAGAAAGGACGUCUUUUAUGGCUGAUUCUGCCAUCUAUUGUUACAGGAUCAUAUCAUUUGGACUAAAGAAUGCAAGAGCAACAUACCAAAUGCUUAUCAAUAAGGUCUUCGCUAACCCGAUUGACAAGAACAUUGAGGCCUUUGUAGAUGACAUGGAAAGACGUACAGAAUUAACAAGUCGUGUUGCAGCUCUAAAUAGGUUCAUAUCGCGAGCCGCGGACAUGUGCUUUCCAUUUUUCAAAGCUUUAAGAGGUAACCAAAACUUUGGUUUGAAUGAAGAAUGUGAGUUAGCCUUCAAAGAACUCAAGCAAACAUUGGCUAUACCCCCGGUUCUUACAAAACUCGAGCCUGGUGGCAUUUGUAAGUAUUUGGCAGUUUCUGAAAAUGCAGUGUGCAGAGUAUUAGUGAAAGAGGUCAACUAUAUUUAG